CACAACUGCAGCCUAUAAAUAGUAUAAAUAGCUCUGAAUCCCUCCAAUAUCAUUACCACAGAACACCCCAAGCACUAGUAGCUAGUAAAGUAAUUUUCAGUUUUUAAUAUUGGUUUGGUUUCUCUGGAUCAUAUUCGGCUUCAAAACAUGACUUUUCUGAAGUCGCUGGCACUAGUUUUCUUGCUUGUUCUGAUGUUAACUGGGGUGUCUGAAAGCCGAGUCGCGAGAAAGGAUCUCGGCUUGAAUCUUGGUGGUAUUGGGUUGGGCAUUGGUUUAGGCAUUGGGUUAGGGGGUGGGAGCGGUGCUGGAGCAGGCUCUGGCUCUGGCUCCGGUUCUGGAUCUAGUUCUAGUUCGAGCUCUAGCUCAUCUUCAUCCUCUGGGUCUAGUUCGGGCUCAGGAUCAGGCUCAGAGGCGGGUUCUCAUGCUGGCUCCUAUGCUGGGUCUAGGACCGGGUCAGAAUCAGGUGGUAACCAAGGAGGAGGAUCGGGCUCCGGAUCGGGUCAAGGUCGUGGAGAAGGUUCCGGCUCUGGAUCUGGCUCAGGGUAUGGUGAGGGUGGAGGGUCCGGGUCAGGCAGUGGCGGUGGACAUGCAAAAUAAGGAAAUGCCGUGUUCCAAUAACAUAGAAGAAUAAAACAUGAUCAUGGGUCCUAGACUAUCUAUGUAGUAGUAGUUCUUACUAUGUACCCUAUUUGGAUUACUUUUGGGGUUUUAGGCUAAUCGUACGAUUGUGGGUUUAUGUCGUGGCUCUGUUAUUUUAUCAUCUGUAACUAUCUCGAUCGAUCUUAUGAAUGUCUCAAUAAACUGUUUAGCUCAUUUUGUUCU
Messenger RNA from Rhododendron vialii, 822 nucleotides. RefSeq names its product glycine-rich cell wall structural protein 2-like. The transcript is spliced from 2 exons. Bases 148 to 597 code for a protein of 149 amino acids. The record is from RefSeq and is a predicted model, not a curated record. NCBI's taxonomy places the organism in Eukaryota, Viridiplantae, Streptophyta, Magnoliopsida, Ericales, Ericaceae.